CAAAAGCAGCUUAUCCUCUGAACGAACCAAGUCUCUAGAGAAAUGUCGCAACUAUCGCUGAUUUUACUACUGCCGCUGGCACUACUAUUGGCAGUAUCUUCUACCGAGGCAGUCGUCACGCGUUUGCCUCCCUACAGGGUUGCUCCGUCUCAGGAUGGUCUCACUCGACUCUUCUUCAACUCGAGACUAACGCGAAAUGAUCCCAAGACAUCGAUGUCCUGUUUUGCUGGUUACAUUUUUGAAUCGAGUCAGAUUGCGGAGCAGUACAGUGGAGCCUACAGUGGAUGCCUGGCCGAGGCACAGAACUCGCGACUUGGCAUCGACAAGGAUUUCCUGCCUACACGCAGAAGGAUCGAGAGAUCCGCUGAAAGUGUUUGCAAAGCGCUGAGAGUUUGUAGCGAGACCAAAGACACCCUCGACUCUUUCAACUGUCACUCAGCAAUUGGCUCCAACAACACCGUUGCCACGUACGCCAUCUCUGGCAAUGCCUCAGAGUCUGCCUCAUUGUUGCAGGAACGUUACCGUCUCAUCGAUCUGCAUCACGUGCAGUGCACCAACAAAGCUGAGCGUAAUUAUAUCGAGUCCACAGCCAGCAACUACAACUAUCUUCAGGGCUGUCUUGAUGGAAAAAUCAAACCGAAACCUUUGCCCAGCACCACCAGCAGCAGCAGCUCAACGACAACCACAACCACAACGACCACGACAACGGAGGCACCAACCACGACCUCAACGGAGCCGCCAACCACCAUCAAUCUGGAGGAUGAAUUUAAGCAGCUUUUAAACUUGCUAAACUAAAACAACAAGUCAAAAGUUUCUUUGGCCAGUUGUUCAAAUUCUAAAGCUAAAAACGAGUUCUCCAUUAAACGAAAUCGAAACCGAACCCAAAGUCAAGUGCAACCCCAGACAGUACUUAAGCCAUGUGUGUAAACAAAGGCAGUUGAAAUCCCUGAAAUCCCUGGAAAUCAAUGCCAAAAAGCAACCCCAACAAAUAGCAUUUAACCCCCAUUUGAAAUGUACAAUUAUAAAAUGAAUUUUUGCCUUAGAGAAAUACACAAUUUUCGUAAUUAUUGCACAUA
Messenger RNA from Drosophila innubila, 1076 nucleotides. RefSeq lists its product as uncharacterized. Bases 43 to 795 code for a protein of 250 amino acids. The record is from RefSeq and is a predicted model, not a curated record. The transcript has 2 exons. Lineage: Eukaryota; Metazoa; Arthropoda; Insecta; Diptera; Drosophilidae.